UUGCAUUUGGAGCCCUAAUUCGUAAAUCAAAACUCACAGGCCACAGCCUCCAGCUCUCUCUUUUCUGUUCUCUGAACUCUCAGAGACACUGUGUCGGCGACCAGCAAGCACAGCGGCGCAGCAAAACUCUCGUCUGUCGACUCUCAAUCUCUCGUCGUGACGGAUUUAGAGAGAUGGGGAAGAAUAAGAGCUCAAGGAAAGGGAAGAAGGCAUGGAGAGCCAACAUAAGUACGGAGGAUAUUGAAGAUUUCUUUGACAACUCCACUAAAGAUGCUCUUUCAGGCGGUUCUCUUGCUCAAGUUCCCAGUGACUCUCUCUUUUAUGUCGACAAAUCCAGAGAUCUUUCUGUCAAACGGAAAAUUGAAAAACACCGGGAGAAAGUACUUCGAUAUGAUAGUAUACUACAAAGCAAUGCCUUUGUUGAACCUGUACCUUCUUCAACUGGGAAGAAAUCCAAGAAGAAAAGUAAACUUCAGAUAGCCAAGGAUACUGCUCAACAGGGUCAAAAGGAUUCGUCUGGUGGAGACUCUGGCAUGGUUGACAUUUGGAAUGAUAAAGAUGAACUGGUCAUCAAAACCAAAAAGAAGGCCAAGACUUCUGUUAUACCUGCUGUGGAAGUUGAGCCUCCAGGAUGCUCAUUCAAUCCCCCAUCCGAAAGUCAUCAGGAUGCAUUAGCUUGUGCUGUUGCAGAUGAAAUGCAGAAAAUUUAUAGAAAUGAAUUGGGGCCGGAGCCUAUUCCAUUGGUUGUUCCCGGAGAAGUAGUUAAUGAAGAAGAUAUGUAUUUCCUUGAAGCGGACAGUGGGAGUGACACGGAGAAUGAAAAUCUAGUGGAAGACGGAAAAACAGAUUUGGAUAAAAGGCCGCAAAAGCCCAAAAUGCUGACUCAAGUUGAGAAGAAUCGACGGGCUAGACGCAAAGAACAGUUGAAAGCAGAAGCUGAAGCAACAAAAGCAGCACAACUCUCCAAAGAGAUUGAUAGCUUACCGGAUAUUAUUCAAGAAAUAGAGAGAGAGGAAGGAGAAAAACAGAAACGACAUCUACGUCGUGUCACUGCUAUAAAAGAAAAACUAAAAUCUUGUCCACCACGCUUGGGAAAGCGCAAAUUCGUGCCUGCUCCUGCUCAGGUUUUACUGUCUGAAGAGAUAACUGGUUCCCUGCGUAAAUUAAAGGGAUGUUGCACCCUUGCAAGAGAUCGGUUUAAAAGCCUGGAGAAAAGGGGACUAGUUGUUCCUUCAAAAAAGAGUAGCAGGAAAUAGAGUGAAUUGCAGAGUAACACAGAUAAAAUGUUUUCAUCACCGCACUAUGAGACCAUCAUCCCGAUCACUUGGAUGAGAGACACUGUAGACAGCAAGGUGUUGGUUUAUGUCUGCAAAUUUGGAGUGGGAGAGCUGGCUGCUCUUACUGUUAGCAAAAUGGAGAUGUAGAUCUGUUAUCUUACUGAUGCAUAUGGUUCAUUACACUAUUUUAUAGUCAUGGUCAAGUUACUUUGGGAGCAAAAACUAGUGAUACUUAAUUACUGAUAUAUCUGGAGGCAGAAGAUUGGUGUGAUUUCUCUUGAUGAACCAAAAAUGAUUCCCAAGUCAGCUUUUUUAAAUGGGAACUCUCAUAAUCGAAAUUUUAAUAUGUACCCCAAAGUUUUUAAUUACUCUAAUUAGGUCAACUUUUUAUUUGAUCACAUUAGAUCAACUAUAUCUCACAAAUUUUGAUUUUCAA
This is a messenger RNA of Solanum pennellii, 1713 nucleotides long. Its product is annotated as ribosome biogenesis protein NOP53. The record is from RefSeq and is a predicted model, not a curated record. Lineage: Eukaryota; Viridiplantae; Streptophyta; Magnoliopsida; Solanales; Solanaceae. Gene Ontology annotation, molecular function: 5S rRNA binding. The transcript is spliced from 13 exons. Gene Ontology annotation, cellular component: nucleolus. Gene Ontology annotation, biological process: ribosomal large subunit assembly; rRNA processing. Bases 174 to 1256 code for a protein of 360 amino acids.